Molecule: messenger RNA, 1171 nt
Organism: Racocetra fulgida
Lineage: Eukaryota; Fungi; Glomeromycota; Glomeromycetes; Diversisporales; Gigasporaceae
Source: the annotation of a GenBank genome assembly
AUGCACGAUUUUCAACAAAAUAAUUCCUCUCUUACUAUAAUAAACAACGGUUUUCAGAACUCUCAAUCAGUUACUCAACCUUUACAAACUCUUACUUUACUUCAAACGAACGGUGCUUCUUCUCAUCUAAACAUCUUGAACAUUUAUAAACCAUGUCUUCCAUGUCUUUCGUGUCAUGAUAAUUACUUUGACCAACCUGUUCCUUCCAAACAAUCAUGGUUGACAAAUCAAUAUAUAAAUUCGGCCACGAAUCACGAUAAUAUCGGUCAAAGCGGUCAAAGUGGUCAAAGCGGUCAAAGUGAUUUUGAUUUAUUUGAAAUACCUAAAGGUGAACAAGAUAAGACCACUGAUUUUCAAAUGGGUGAAUGUAUGCGUUCCGAUACUCAGAAUACAUCUUCGCCUCUUACUCCUUUGGAUUCAACUAAUCUUUGUGGUGUAGAAGAUACUUCUUCUGGAAUGUAUUCAUGUCUUCCUGCUUUCGAUUAUCCCUAUUUUUUGAGAAAAAUUACUGAUAAAUUUAUUAGUCAACUUACUGAGGCUUGGUUAUUCAAAAAAUGGUCCGUUGAUAAAGUAAAAGCUACUUCUCAAUUAAACCUUAUCCUUCAUAAUCUCUUUUUCUCAAGAGCUCAAAAAAUUACUUCUUUAUCUUUUGAUGAUGAUGCUUCUUGGCCUUUUGUUGAUCAAAAGUUUUCUUGUUUACAAAAUUUAUCUUUUCUUAAAAUUUCCGCUUCAAAUAUUUCAGAUAAUAGUCCUCUUCCUUUUUUAAAUUCUCUUUUACUUUCUUCUUGUUCAAGAAUCAAAAUAAUUGAAUUUGAUAUUGAUCCUAAAUACCUUGAUUGUAAUGAUUCCAUCGUUAAAUUAAUUCUUUCUCAACGUGAUUUACAAAAAAUUACUUUAAAUAGAUGUCAUCAUUUCCUUAAACCUUUAAUUCAUGUCUUAAAAUCUCUUUCUUCUUUAACUUCUUUAAGGUUUAAUCGUGUUAAUUUUGAUUCUUUUAAAGAAAUUUUCGACUCCAAUUUUAUUAAUUCCCUUAAAUCAAUAGAUCUUAUAAAUUGCACUAGAUUAGAUAACAAAUUCUUCAAGAACUUUCUUUGUAAAGCCCACAAUUUAUCCCAAUUCGAAUUUUGUGAUUAUAAUUCUAUUGAUCCUUAUAUUUUAGACUUAAUCAUGA